Messenger RNA from Hypanus sabinus (Atlantic stingray), 7747 nucleotides. RefSeq names its product zinc finger CCCH domain-containing protein 10-like. NCBI's taxonomy places the organism in Eukaryota, Metazoa, Chordata, Chondrichthyes, Myliobatiformes, Dasyatidae. Bases 2186 to 3388 code for a protein of 400 amino acids. The transcript has 3 exons. Gene Ontology annotation, molecular function: metal ion binding. The record is from RefSeq and is a predicted model, not a curated record.
AUCUUCUUGCUUAUCAAGGAUCUUUCAAUGUCUGUUUUGGAAAAAAUAUUCAAAGUCCGCUUUCAUUGCUCUUUGUAAAAACAAUAAGUUUCAAAGAUUUGUGUAUGACUCUGCAAGAAAAUAAUUUCAUUUUAUCUCUGCCUUAAAUGGGUGACACCUUAUUUUUAAACAAUGACUGUGAUUACCACAGGAGAGAAACAUUAAGGCUUCUUAAGACAUUAUCUAUUUCAGUCAUGUUUUUUUUUCCCUGUUCUAAAUUGCAGUGUAAGCCUAGCCUAUCCAAUCUUGUAGGACAACCUGCCCAAACUGGAUAUUAGUCUAGUAAACCUUCUCUGUAUUCACCAAUUCCCCACAUAACUGAAGUUAGUUUUGUGUUCGAUCCUCCUCACAAUAAUGGCAUUCUGUUAAAUUUUCCAAGACACUUGCUAUACCUGCAUGCUAGCCUUUUGUAAAUCCUGCACUAGGACACCCAGAUCCCUCUGCAUUUCAAGAGCUUUGCAGUGUUUAACUAUUUAAAUUAUAUACCUUUACAAAUUUUUCUUGACAAAAUGGACAAUUUCACAUUUUCAGAAUGAAGUAUUUUUUACUGAAAUCAUAUAGAUCCUCAUGAGAUUGCAACGAGAGUAUUGCCUACUUAAUGAAAGUAUACCUAUAACAGGGGGAGUGCAACAAAGGUUCAUCAGAUUGAUUCCUGGGAUGACAGGUUCCUAUUGUGAGGAGAGCUUAACUAGAUGAGGCUUUUACUUGCUUUUAAUUCAUAAGAAUGAAACAUUCACAUUCUUAUAGGCCUUGAUGGUGCAGAAUUGAUAUGGCCCCUGGCUAGGAUGUCACAGUCUCAAAAUAAGAGUUCAGGCAUUUAGAUCUGAGAUGACAAGCAAUUUAUUCAUCCAUAUUUUUGCCAUUCUGUACCUAGAGGGCUGCAAAGCAUACUCAGGAUAGAUGAAAGAUUGAUUUGUUUUUUUAGAUGCUAAGGGAUAUGGAGUUCAUGCAGGAUAGUAAUGCCAAGGUAACAGAUUAGCCAUGAUGUUAAUGAAUUAUGGAGCAAGUGUAAUGGUCCAAAUGGCAUGUACCUGCUUCUAUUUUGAAUGUUUCUUAUGCCAGAUCUAAAAUAGCCCAUUCCCUGAAUGUACUGAUUGAGAAGAUUAUAUUGGAUGCAUCCAUGAACCUAUCCUCCUCAUCAGUACUAGUAUGUUGGUUUGCCCAAUGCAUGUGCGGAUUAAAGUUUUACAUGACUUAAGCACUACCCUUGUUAUGUGAGCAUCUAAAUUUCCUUAUUUGUAUCAUGCUCUGCCUUUUUUAGGGCUAUAGGCAACUAUCAAAACGUCUUGCCCCUUGUGUUUCUCAGGUUCAUCCAACCUGGUUCUACUAUUUAAAUUUCAGACCUAAAAUUCUUUUUCUCUGAAUUCUGACCUUAUUGACCCCAUGCCAAAUUACAUGUGACUUGGGUAUUAAACAAGAAUUGUUCGUGGCACUGAAUAUCAGCAGAGUAAAGCUACCUUCUGCACCCCCAUACAUACCAUCAGCCUUUUCAAAAUAAAACUUUUUGGUCAUGUUAUUUUAUGAAGCAGUGUGAUUUUUUUUUAUUUUAAAAUAUCUUAUUUACAAAAAUCAACCCCCAAUCCCCCACCCCCACAUAGUACCAUCUACAAGGUGAUGCAUCAUGUCUGUAGUUAUCUGGAGAACUACUGAUGCCACAUUUUAUUCAUCAUACUAGUUUGGAAUCCUCUGAGAAAGUCAGCAAUUUUGUUAAUAGCCCAGAUUCAAUCAUAUUAAUUGGAACAUUCUGGGUGUCUAUAGUUAAUUGGAGGGAGGAAGCUAUAUAUUUGGUACUGAGAAUGUUUUAAUUACUUUGACUUUUCAGCUAUAUGGGUUUAUUCAGUUGUCUGGCUGAGCAGCUGGGAUUUCAUGUGAAUUUCUUAUUUAAUAUCAAAUGUGUCCACUAUUUUGACAAAUGAUAUACCAAAAAAUCAAAGCAAUGCUCAAAGGUUAAUACUUCUUGAUCAUUAUUGCAAAUAUUGGAUCCUAUUCUCAAUUUUGUCUCUUCUAAAAGUGCAGACUCUUCCUGGGGUAAACUUCCGAUUGUCUCAUCUUUCCCAGUCGAUGGGUUUCCUUGUACGUGAACCAAGAUGAGUAAUUAUUGAUGUUUUAAUGUACAGUUGCUGAGAAACAAUAAUAGUCUGUGAAGAUGCCGGAUAAAGAUAAUUUAUUUAACAGUGGUAAUGACGAGGCUGGCCACAGCUCAGAUGAUAUUUGCCGUGACUUCCUGCGCAAUGUCUGCAAACGUGGCAAGCGCUGCAAGUUCUACCACCCUGACAUUAAUGAGGUGUCCGACUUGGGCGUUAAAAAAAAUGAGUUUGUCUUUUGCCAUGAUUAUCAGAACAAGGAGUGCACUCGCAUCAACUGCAAGUUUAUUCAUGGGACAAAGGAAGAUGAGGAGCAUUACAAAAAAUCAGGAGAGCUUCCCCCACGUCUGCGCCUUACAGUAGCCAUGGGUCUUGGCCUUUCACCCUCUGACCUUUCCUUUAAAAAAGGCGAGGUUCCAAUCUGCCGAGAUUACCUGAAAGGGGACUGUCAAAGAGGAUCUAAGUGUAAAUUUCGGCACUUAAAACGUGAUGAAUAUGAGUAUGAAAACAGAACUUUAGAGAGAUUGGCACGAGACCAAGUGCUUUCUCCUGUAGUGCGGCGAUAUGACCCAUUUGAUGACCUUUAUGACUCUGAUCGCUAUAAUGAUUAUGACCAUAUACUAAAGAGGAGAAGAGUGGAUGGCUUACGAUUUGAAAGUUAUGAUUUUAGUAUCUCAAAUUUACGUCCAGUGGACUAUAGAUUUCUAGAAGAGGAGAAUCUAAUGCUUCGAAAACGUGUUGAGGAACUUAAAAAACAGAUCUCAAAUUUGAUGGCAACUAAUGAGGUACUUUUGGAGCAAAAUGCACAUUUCCGCAACCAAACUAAGGUGGUGACGCUGACUUCCACUCCCACAGCAACAGAGCAAAUACUGGCAGCACCAACUGUGGCCACACUGACCAAUUACAACCAUGGUGUAGCACAGACUCAUACUACUUUAAGCAGCCAAGCACUUCAACCACGACCUGUCACGCAACAAGAUCUAGUAGCAACUGCUGCAGCUUCUGCUGCAGCACCUACCAAUGCUGCACCAACAGCACAGCAUCUUAAUCCUGAAAUUGCUUCUCUACCUGCGGCACUUGCCCAGACCAUUGCUCAGGGAAUGGCACCUCCAGUUUCCAUGGCUCCGGUGGCUGUCUCUGUUGCACCAGUGGCAGUGUCAAUUGCACAAGCUCUCCCAGGAAUUACCAUAAGCCAUGCCACCACUCCAAUGGUUACUUAUCCAAUUGCUUCACAGAGUAUGAGAAUUACAGCAAUUCCUCACUGAGAAGCCUUGAUCAAAGAAACACAUAAAGGUUUUAGAAGAGAUUCUGUUCCCAUGUUGCUUUCCAUGAUGUGUGUUAUAUAGAUAUGCACGCCAAAGCCAAAUAGUUUAUGACCCAUAAUUUAUUUUUAUGUCAAUGAAAUAUUCUUCUUCAAUUCAUUGUAUAUUCUGAACACUUGCUUUACUCAUAAUUUGUGCUCACCUCAUCAACUCUUGUAAAUCCAUUGUCAAACUUUACUUAAAAUGUGUGCAAAUGACACAAAAGUUUUUUUUCUAUAAAGGUUUUUGUGUUAGAACAAACAAAUCACCGGGCUGCGAUGCUGCGCAAAUAUUCCGAUCUACUUCUAUCCUUUGUCGCCCAUGCUUGACUAUUUGCUUUCUUGACGCAAAACUGAAAUUUAGUGGCAGAUGAAAUUGUAAAUUUUUCUGGCAGUAAUGAGCAAAAAAGAAGUAUUGGAAAACUUUUUUUGUGGCUGUUGUUGGCGCUGAAUGACUGCUGAAUUUCCCAUAUAGUGGCAAUUGCACUUCAGAGAGUAAUUCUCAGUGUGAAACAUUUUUGGGGCAUCUUGAAGAUGAGGUGGCGCUCGCUUAAAUACAAAUACUUUUUUAAACUUUCUGAACCAUCAGAUUUUACAGUUUAAUCUUCACAAUAUGAGAAAAAUGCAUUGCAUUACCAAAGUGUCUAACUAAUUUUGAAGCCAUUAGAAUGACUGAACCUAAAGUGUACUUUCAGGUUUGUUAUUCUUGUUGCACUGGAUGCCCAAGGUAUGGACAAAAAAAUCAAUAAGAUUAAACUCUUACCUUUUUGCCAGCUGCAAGAACAAUGUGAGCUAAAAGAACUUGAAUUGCUUUUUCUGCUGGACACCAGUGCCCUAAACAAAAAUGUCUUUGAUUUGGCAUUUGACUUGAACUAGUUUAUUGAAAGAAAUGGGAAGUGGAUAGGGAACACACGUAUUCAGGAAGGAUGUCAUGAGGUCAAGUAUUGUAGAUAGAUACUGACUCUGCAUCUAGCCUGCAGCUGUUGUUGCUCUGGCUUCUCUUGAGCUGUGCAUUCACCAAAACUGCAGCAAAGCACAUUUCUUAAUGUUGACUGGUGAUAAUAAAUGAGGAUGGAACUGGAUAAAGAUAGUUGAGUAAAGUGGAUGAAAAACAAGUGUCAAAAAUAGUUCCUCUGCAUACAGCUUGGGUCAGCAAUACAAAUCUUUUUCAAAUCCUUGUGUGAAAAUGCAUAUUCUAUUUAAUCCAAAUAUUAUAAUUUGUAUGGAAGUUCAAAUUCUUUGAUAAAUUGUGUAGAGCUGAUAAUUUACAGUACACCGUAAGGUAGCUAUAAAGACAGUCUUAUCUGGGGCCAGAAUGGAAGUGUUUGCACACUGUCUUUUAAGUUUGCUGGGCCGAACUGUUGCAGGUAGGGCACGUGCACAUUCAUGUUGAAAAUAUCUUUUCUCCCUUUCAAGCUUGUGUCCAUCUCCAUUGGGAGCAGGACAUUCCUUUCCUGGCUAGUUGACUUCGAACCAGAUAAUACCCUUAAAGACAUUUUGAACAAGUGUAUCUUUUCUCUUAAACUUUGCAACUUGAAAAUCUACAGAUUAUUGUAAAAUCUAUUGGGAUUUUGUAUUCAAUGUUCUGACCACAUGAUUAAUUUUCCUUAAAUUUGCCAAAAUGAUCUAGUUAACAGUGUGAAUGGCUUUUGUUCAUUCACUGUUAAAACUUAAACUGAUGUCACUGUAGUAAUUCAAUUUCAUUGGACCAGGUGCUCAAUUUUAAAGGAGUCGCUGUGACAUUUUACCCAAACAUUGUUUAAUCAGCUAGUUAUUGGGGGCACUUACCCUCAAUUGUUGCUUUUCUGUUAACCUUAUCUUCAACUUGUAUAUAGUAGCUGUGUAGUCUUUUCAGGUAUGCACAUGAUGCUUGUUAGGUUCUUGUGUGGUUGAGAAAUUAGAACCAAUAAUCUAAUCUUGCACAGUUGAAAGAAACUUAAAUGUUCAAAUUCAUUUGCAAUGUUCCCAUUGUUAUUCUACUAGUUAUUUGUAAUAGCUCUUCAGCUGCUUUGCUAUAAUUUUUAUUAAGCCAGUUAGGGUGGGAAAGGAAUGUACAUUUCUCUGUACAGCAUUCCCCCACAGCUUCUUAUGUUACCAUUAUAAACAUCCAGGAUUCCCUUGACUGAAAUUAACACAUACAAUAUUGUUGGUAUGCUUGUAAAACAUUCAAGAGCCAUUCAAAACUAAGAGCCUUUUCCAGUUUGUUAAGAGCUAUAAGGACAACAGUAUAGUAAACUAAGUAAAUACCUUGAAUCAUGGUGAUAGCACCAAUUAAAAUGGUGCAAAUGCUAGAUGUUGGAUUCUUUUCAAGGAAUUUUCAAACUAGUCUGUGGAUUCAGUUAACGUAGGUGAGUGAUUAAAAGCAUUAUUUAAUGUGUCACAGAAUCCUGGUGAAUGUAAUGUUUGAAUAUGACAUAUUUGCAUAAAUGGGAAUCUCUUUACCACAGGAAAAAUUCAAAAUUUAAGAUCAUUUUCUUAUAUUAAGUUUUCUUAUGCAUCAUAUUUAUAAAAAUGAUUGAUGUGUCUUUCUGAAAUUAUGUCAAAAAUUAAUUAUUUUCUUUUAAUAUCUGUUUAUGAUAAAAAAUUGAGCUAUCAUUUUAUAAAAUAAUCUUUGGCUUCAAUAUUGGUAAUUCUUGUCCUUCACAUUUGUUGGGAAGGUAUCAAUAACUUUUGUAUAAUUAUUGAAAUUUUCCUUUGCAUGAAGUUCACCAAUAAUUUGGCAAUGGAUGAUGCACUGAACAAAAAUGUGAAUUACCCCUUAAAAUCAGUGUUGCCAAGUAAGCUAAUUUUCUGCUGUUGUGUAUAAAGUGAGAGAAUUCUUUUGCUAAAUGGUCAUUAUGAACCAAUAGUGUUUUGUUAUGCUUACAAACAUUAAGGUGUCAUUUCAAUGAGACAUAAACCUCUCUGGAAUAUAAAGACCAAAAACACAACACAAAUAAUGUAAUUUGUGUGAAAUUUUCAAAUUAAUUUCAUGCUUUUUCAUGUGCUUUGUUUUACAAAUUUCAAUGAAAGAUGUGACAUACUGCAACCUUGGUGAACUAUGCUAUAACAUUGGCACCUGUAAUCCUUUAUCCAAUAAAUUGAUCUUAAAAGACCUCCUCACUAGUGUGAUUCUCAUGGUUAAAAAAGUAUUGGGAUGGUCUGUGCAUAACCCAUUCACCUGCUUGAUCAGUAACCUGGGUCUCCAUUCACCACCUGCAUUCCCCUGCUACAGAUGCUGUUCAACAUGCUGAGUUCCUCCUUGCAGAUCAUUUGUUGCUUCAGUUUCCAGCAUCUGCAGUCUCUUGUCACCCCACUUUUUUUACUCUUUCAGGCUGAACUCUUUCACACUUUCCCCCAAAUAACAGGAGUAACCAGGAGAACCCACUUGUGUUUUCACUGUGUCAGAUUUUGUUUUAUUACCCAUUAAAUACUUCUCCAGUGGUGGUCUGGAGAUGUACUGUAUCUCCAGGAUUUUUUUCUAUUUCUGUCUAUGCUGGAGAAAUUCAUAAGUCGAUUUAUUUACCUUUACAUCUUGCUUACAUUUUUUGACACAAUCUAUCCUUGACACUUAUGUUCUCUGUCUAAAUGUCUUUAUCUCAAAUCUGGCUAAUAGUGUGAUAGUGCGGCUAAUAAUGGCCAUUGAUUAUUAUGAGCCCAGUGACUCUCAUAGCUGCUUCAAUUAUACAAUCCACUGAGUCUUUUGUAUCCACCUAGUUGAUGCCACCCUUACGUACCAAAGCUUCUGAAGUGUCCUCCAGUUUUCUCAGCAGUGAUUGCAUUCUCUUGUUAUAUACUGAAUACUUAAAACCAAAUCCAUCCUAUUUCCUGUACUUAUCCACUUAGCUAUCUCAGAACUAUUACUGUUUGUCUUGCAUCCCACCGCUAUUUGACAGACCAGUCUUUACCACAUCCAGCAUUAUUUCACAUUCCAAAGGAACGAUUUCCAUUAGGCCUCUAAACCACAGUGCUAACAUCCCUGGAAUUCAACUGUAAGAAAUUUGAAAUCUGAUUUACAGCUCAGGAUUGCAAAUAUAUUUUCAAGGGAGAUGAUGGCAUGAACAUUGACUUCUCUAACUUCGGUAAUGCCCCUUCUUACCCCAUCCCUGAUAUAUUUAGUUUUUUCCCCCCUCUUUUUUUCUUUCUCUCUCUGCCCAUCACUCUGCCUGUUCUCCAUCUCCCUCUGGUGCUCCCCUCCCUCUUUCUUUCUCCCUGGGCCUCCUGUCCCAUGAUCCUUUCCUUUCUCCAGCUCUGUAUCCCUUUUGCCAAUCACCUUUCCGGCUCUCAGCUUCACCCCACCCCCUCCGGUCUUCUAUCAUUUUGCAUUUUCCCCUCCCCCUCCUAC